This is a messenger RNA of Anopheles maculipalpis, 1032 nucleotides long. RefSeq lists its product as uncharacterized. NCBI's taxonomy places the organism in Eukaryota, Metazoa, Arthropoda, Insecta, Diptera, Culicidae. Gene Ontology annotation, cellular component: cytosol. The record is from RefSeq and is a predicted model, not a curated record. Bases 1 to 1032 code for a protein of 343 amino acids. The transcript is spliced from 3 exons. Gene Ontology annotation, molecular function: L-galactose dehydrogenase activity.
AUGGACACUUUUGUGGAAGAUUUUCACAGCAAGCAGGAUGUGGAACGAAUGCAGUACGAACCGUUCGGACGGACGGGAUUGAAGGUGUCUAGGGUUUCCUUUGGUACGGGGACUUUUAGUCAACUUUACGGUGACCUCGAUGAAGCGGAAGCACUGGAAUCGGUAAAGGUAGCAGCGAAACGCGGGAUAAACUACUUCGAUACGGCCCCUUUCUACGGUCAGGGACGUUCGGAGGAGGUCCUAGGAAAAGCCUUGCGGCAAAUACCACGCCAAGCAUACUAUGUCGCAACCAAGGUCGGACGCUAUGAGCGAGAUUUUGAGCGAAUGUUUGACUACAGUGCGGUCAAAACGCGUGAAAGUGUGGAGAAAAGUCUACAGCUGCUCGGCGUAGAUUACAUCGAUGUGGUCCAGAUUCACGAUGUAGAGUUCGCCCCUAAUCUGGACAUUGUUAUCCAGGAGACACUUCCCACCCUGGAAGCUUUACGCAGCGAAGGAAAGCUACGCUUUAUCGGCGUUUCCGCUUAUCCGCUAGCAGUGUUGAAGGAAAUCAUCUCUAAAGCACCUGGCCGUUUCGAUACCGUGUUGUCCUACUGCCGAAACACUCUGUUUGAUGAUGCACUGAAGGAUUACAUCCCAUUUUUUGAAGACAAUAAUUUAGCAAUUAUUUGCGCAUCCGGUCAUGGUAUGGGACUGCUUACGAACGGUGGUCCACAACCGUGGCAUCCGACGGAUCAACAAAUGAAAACGGUUUGCAAAGAAGCGGCAGAGUAUUGUAAGGGGGCAGGAGUUGAACUUGGUAAGCUGGCGAUGUAUCACUGCAUUCAAAUGGCCGGUCCGGCAACGUUUUUGGCCGGUAUGCAGACUACCGCACUGGUUGACAUAAAUCUGGAUGCGUUCUUAAAUGGACUGUCGGAGAAGGAGGCCGAAGUGUUGGCGUAUCUAAAAGAACGGAUAAUUACAAAAAUUAACAACACACACUGGGAAGGAGUCGAGCUGAAAGCGUACUGGGCCGCUAUGAAAGAAGUCAAAUGA